AAUACGGCUCCGAACAGAGGUUAUGUGGCACUGUAAACAACCUUACCAGAACAAGAACAGCUUGUCAUUCAAUAGAAGGGAAACUCUUUGUUGCUGGUAACAUGGCAUCACUUCGGCAGGACCUCAUCACCGGCUAUUGCUCACCGGUGGGGUUCGCCACGCUGCCCGACGAGGUGCUGCUCAAGGUGCUGGCCUUCCUGUCCCCGCGGCAGCUGCUCCUGGUGCGAAGGGUCUGCCGACAGUGGAGGGACCUGGCCCUCGACCCCUGGGUCUGGGAGUGCCAGGACGUCUGCGCGAGCGAUUUGCAGCUUGCCGCGUCCGUGCUGCGUCUGGCCCCCUGCCUCCGCCGGCUGUCCGUGGGGGAAGAGGAGUGGAAUAAGUUCAGCAGUGUCUGCGGGGUUUUACUGGCCACUUCAAGCUGUGCCGUCAGGAAACUCGACAUGACGUUUCUCGUGUUUGAUGCAACGAUUGCCGCGCUGCUGGUAGCCAAGCAGGGGUCACUUGGACGGCUCGAGGAGGUUAAAGUUGAAGUUCAAGUUUUUACCCAGGAGGAAUAUACAGUGUAUAACAGCAGACUCCACGACCUCUCUCAACAGCUUCUUUAUACCAAAGGAUUGAAGAAGGUUGAACUGAUGACUACUCUUGGAGCAGACAAAAGCUACCUCGCGGUGGAAGCGGCGCCUCUUCUGAACGCCGCCCAGCGUCUUGAAGCCCCGCCACCAGCAUCCCUGCGAGGGUUAACCAUCCAGUUGGUCUAUCUACUACCCUUGUUCUUUGAGUGGCAUGCCACCACGCUGGAGGUUGUGCAGCUCUGCGACGCGUUCCCCGGAGCGGCGUCCCUGCUCGCCACGCUGCCCCGACUGCGUGACCUGACGUGCCCGGUCAUGCCCGACCUGCUCGCCCUGCUGCGGUGUCCGGCCCUCAAGUCGCUGGAACUCAUAAUCCGCGUGCGGGAAGACACGCGGCCUCACCUCGCGGAGACCAGGGCGCUCCUUCUGGCCGCGGCCCCGCGCCUGGAGGAAGUGACCCUCGUGUUCGUGGACGAUGACGCCGAGGAGGCCGCGGACUUGGUGUCGUGCGUGGCGGGUGUGGAGUCCACGAUCGCGGCGCUGAAGUCCCUCACCGUGGAUGGGCCGGCCGGGGUUCUGCGUCCUCUGGCCUCCACGCUGCACCGCCUGCCCAACCUCGUCAAGCUCCAGAUCGGCGAGCCGACGAGGCUUCAAGGCACGGACGCCUUCCUGGAGGCACUGGACCGCCAGGCCGUGCCCAAGCUGAAGGAGCUGCGGGCUCUGCCUUCCGAGGGCUGCAUGCACGAGUGGGCGCAUAGCGAGCAAGUGCGGUCGCUGCUCAAGCGGUGCCCGGGGUUGCGCUUGGCCAUGCAUGAGCACUGGGAGGAACCGAAGGACGAAUGUGCCUAUUGCGCGGAGCACGUCUGUCACUCGUGCCUGCGUCUCUGUACUGUCGUCGUGUCCAGCCACUCGGCAGAUGUUGACUGUGACGUAGGGCCUGUUACAUCGAAAGGUUGUAUCUAUAUUUGCGUGGAGUAGCUGCGACUUCGCUGCGACUGCUUCCUCGACUGAUGUUUUAAAAUGGUGAACGCUUUGUUAAUGAUAUUGUUCGGCUUUGCUCGUUUUUACGUAAUGUUUUUAAGAAGAAUAUAAUUUGUUGUUUAAAAUGCU
Messenger RNA from Thrips palmi, 1679 nucleotides. RefSeq lists its product as uncharacterized. The record is from RefSeq and is a predicted model, not a curated record. The transcript has 7 exons. The coding region runs from base 102 to 1547 and encodes 481 amino acids. NCBI's taxonomy places the organism in Eukaryota, Metazoa, Arthropoda, Insecta, Thysanoptera, Thripidae. Gene Ontology annotation, cellular component: SCF ubiquitin ligase complex. Gene Ontology annotation, molecular function: protein binding. Gene Ontology annotation, biological process: SCF-dependent proteasomal ubiquitin-dependent protein catabolic process; positive regulation of protein ubiquitination.